AAUUUUCUGUCAAGCUACUAGAGAUUCACCUAAGAAUAAAUAGUUUACAGAAGUGAGUGUUACUUGCUUUUUUCUUUCUAUUGCAGUGUUAUAAAACAUCUUUUUUCUUGCAGAAAUUUUCCCCAGGGAACCAUCAGCNAUAUGAUAGCUGAUUCUUCUCGAGGCAUCGCAUUUGUGUGCAACAACAUUGCAGAGUAUGGGGGUGAUCCUAACAGAAUUUACCUAAUGGGACAAUCAGCUGGAGCACAUAUUGCUGCAUGUGUAAUAGUGGAGNAGGCAAUCAAAGAGGCAGGUGAAGGAGAGAGUACAUCUUGGAGUCUUUCCCAGAUUAAGACUUAUUUUGGUUUAUCUGGAGGGUAUAAUUUAUUUAACCUAGUAGAUCAUUUCCACAGUAGGGGUCUUUAUCGGUCCAUCUUUCUAAGCAUAAUGGAAGGGGAGGAAUCCCUGAGACGGUUUUCUCCAGAAGUAAUGGUUCAAGAUCCAAACAUUGGAAAUGUGAAUUCUCUACUACCUCCUGUAGUGCUUUUUCAUGGGACUGGGGAUUAUUCAAUACCAUCAGAUUCCAGGUUUGUGUCCACCCGUUCUAAAUAUUUUCUAACAAUCGAAAACAGGAGUAUAUAUUGAGUGUCCUAUUGAAUUGUCAUGGUUUAGUUUUGCCGAGAUAGCCUAGAUGACCUUAUUUGGGGAGCGUNGUGACUGAUAAUUACUGAAUGAUUUAAUUUUCAAUGAGCAGCUUACUUUAACUUCAAGUUAUUGAUAAGCGCGUAGAAGAAACAGCAUAGAAACGACCUAUGUCAGUUCCUUGUCCCCCUGAAACUAGAUUUCAGCAAACAAUCAGUAUAGAAAGAAAAAAAAAUUAUGUAAGUGAUGUAACGUGGUGAUUAAGUUCAAUUGUACGAGGAGAUCUCACAAUAUCAAUAUCGUACUAUUUGAGUGUCUUAAAUUAUCUCCUGAAGUUAGUUUAUCCAUAUCUCUUGUUUUAAUUUUUUUGGGUAUAUCUCCAUACUUAUCUGAUCUCGUAUGACGUUUGAGUUCAUUACUGUCAAAAUGGGCAUACUAUUAUAAGUGCGCUGUUAAUGAUCAACAUAAGUUAUAACAAGCAUUAAAAAACCUACGGGAUUUUCAGUGGUAUAUGACAAACUUCAGAAAUUGAAAAAGUAUUCUCAAGUUAUGUGGUUGUUUAAGCUCUUUGAACCUUUAGGAAAAGAUUGCACCUUAUGUGGUUUUUAAGUGUGUUUUUUGAUCGAGUGAAUACUGAUGAAGUGUGAGGCUGGAAAUGGAAAUACGUUACAUUGUAAGCACUUUAUAAGCGACAAAGCUGUGAAGAGCUAUUGCUGUUAUGUGACCAUAUAUAUUUAGAAUUAAUUGAACCUUAAGAAAUAUUCUAACAAGAAUNUUUUCUUACGCACUAAACUUUGUUAAACUGUUAGAACCCGUUUUUUAAAAGGUUAAGUUGAAAUGUGCUCAUGUAAUGCUUUUGCAUGGGUUAUAAAGUAGGCUUUAAUCCUGUAUAUCCUUCAAUGGGCUACUAGAAGAAAUGUACCACUUUGAAUGGUGGGUAUUAACAUUAUGCAGCAGCGAAUUGUCAUUAUAGUGCAAGUAAUUCGCUUGUCUUCCUAUUGAAGCAUCCUCUUUAAAAAAAUUCGGAUUUUUCAGCUGCUAGACUUUGACUAACAUA
Molecule: messenger RNA, 1678 nt
Organism: Vigna radiata var. radiata (mung bean)
Lineage: Eukaryota; Viridiplantae; Streptophyta; Magnoliopsida; Fabales; Fabaceae
Product: probable isoprenylcysteine alpha-carbonyl methylesterase ICMEL1
Source: RefSeq, a predicted model, not a curated record